Messenger RNA from Cricetulus griseus (Chinese hamster), 2600 nucleotides. The record is from RefSeq and is a predicted model, not a curated record. Lineage: Eukaryota; Metazoa; Chordata; Mammalia; Rodentia; Cricetidae.
AUGGGUAAAGGAUAUGAGUUUACCAAAGCCUUUGGUCUGGUGCUCAGGAGAGACAAGACUCUGGCCACGGCUGCCCUAGGACAUUUGCAUGAGGCCACAUUCUUGGAUCAAGUGUGGAACCAGAAUGGCAAAAGCCCCUCCAUCACCUUCGAGUACACGUUGCUGCAGCCACCACACACGCACCACCUACAGCCUGUCUAUUAUAGCUUCUCCGAGCCAGCCUCCGAGAGCACAGAGAGCACCGAGGGCCAGGAGCUGGACAGUGCCAGGCUGCUGGGCUUCAUGCAGCAUAACGGCUCACUCUACCACCAGGCCUCCUCAGAGAGGCUGGGCCUGAAUAACAAGCUGUUUCAGUCUCCAGUCCCUGAAGUAGAGCUGGGUCCGAGCAGGGGCCAGGAGACCAACGAGGUGUGCGAGCGAGCCAGCGGUGGGGCCUGUGAGGGACCUCCCAGGGGCAAGGGCUUCCAAGACCACAAUGCCACUGGGAUAGCUCUCUCAGGGGACAAGGAUGACCAGGAGGUUGAUACACGUUUCACCUCCCAGGAGCUUCUCUCAGCCAACGCCAUCUCUGAUCAGCUCCUGGGCACAGGCUCUGACUCGGAAGAGUUCUCUCUCAAUGAGACCAUGAACAGCGUCUUUUCCCAGGGAGCCCCAAGAAACUCCCCAGCUGAGAGCCUCUAUGUGGAUUAUGAGGAGAAUGAGGGGCCUGCUGCCUACUUGAUCAAUGGGUCUUACCUGGAGCUGAGCAGUGACAGGAUCAAUACCUCCUCUGAGGCCCCAUUCCCCAACACCAGUGCCAGCCUCCCCACAUUGGCUGGGAACAGGACUCACAAGGCUAGGACCAGACCCAAGGCGCGCAAACAAGGUGUGAGCCCAGCUGACAUGUAUAGGUGGAAGCUCUCAUCCCAUGAGCCCUGCAGCGCCACAUGUACCACAGGAGUCAUGUCCACAUAUGCCAUGUGUGUUCGCUAUGAUGGUGUUGAGGUGGAUGACAGCUACUGUGAUGCCCUGACCCGUCCUGAGCCUGUCCACGAAUUCUGCGCUGGGAGGGAGUGCCAGCCCAGGUGGGAGACCAGCAGCUGGAGUGAGUGCUCACGCACCUGUGGUGAGGGCCAUCAGUUCCGCAUCGUGCGCUGCUGGAAGAUGCUGUCUCCUGGCUUUGACAGCUCCGUGUACAGUGACCUGUGUGAGGCCACAGAAGCUGUACGGCCUGAGGAGCGCAAGAUAUGCCGCAACCCAGCCUGUGGGCCACAAUGGGAGAUGUCUGAGUGGUCGGAGUGUACAGCCAAGUGUGGAGAGCGCAGCGUCGUGACCAGAGACAUCCGCUGCUCUGAGGAUGAGAAGCUGUGCGACCCCAGCACCAGGCCUGUGGGAGAGAAGAAUUGCACGGGGCCUCCCUGUGACCGCCAAUGGACUGUCUCAGAUUGGGGACCGUGCAGUGGAAGCUGUGGGCAGGGCCGUACGAUCAGGCAUGUGUACUGUAAGACCAGCGAUGGACGGGUAGUCCCAGAGUCUCAGUGCCAGAUGGAGACAAAGCCUCUGGCCAUCCACCCCUGUGGGGACAAGAACUGCCCGGCCCACUGGCUGGCUCAAGACUGGGAGCGGUGCAACACUACCUGUGGGCGUGGUGUGAAAAAGCGGUUGGUUCUCUGCAUGGAGCUGGCCAAUGGGAAGCCUCAGAUGCGCAGUGGUCCUGAGUGUGGGCUGUCCAGGAAGCCCCCUGAGGAGAGCACCUGCUUUGAGAGACCUUGCUUCAAGUGGUACACCAGCCCCUGGUCAGAGUGCACCAAGACAUGCGGGGUAGGUGUGAGGAUGAGAGAUGUGAAGUGUUAUCAGGGAACCGACAUUGUCCGAGGAUGUGACCCACUGGUGAAGCCUGUUGGCAGACAGGCCUGUGACCUGCAGCCGUGUCCCACAGAGCCCCCAGAUGAUAGCUGCCAGGACCAGCCAGGCACCAACUGCGCACUGGCCAUCAAAGUGAACCUCUGCAGCCACUGGUACUACAGCAAAGCCUGCUGUCGCUCCUGCAGGCCUCCCCAUUCCUAGCUGGUGCUAUAGCCCUUGAGACCUGAGCACCCCAUCCUGGGGCUCUCGCUGGACACCCACCCUGCAGGAGAUCCUGGGCUGUAAAGAUGUGACACAGAGCACAACUGACAAGAAAGGACUUUUGACACUGUGGCCCUGUCUCUGCCUUGGGAGAGAGCCCACAGGCCCCUUCUCGGAGCCACCCUGCUGCCAGAAGCUGUACAUGAACUCCUAGGAUCCUGGGUUUGCGCCCACACUAGAGGGCCCAGAGUAGGCAGUACCUGCCCAUUUUCCAGGCCCUUCUCUGAGGUGGAAGAACCCUCUCAAGGUGACUUGCAGAUGACCCAAGUAGGAGAGAGUGCUCCCUUCUUUGGCUGCCUUGGGCAAGGAGGGGUCUUGGGUCAGCUAAGGAGCCCAGGCUGCCCUGGCUGUGGAAGUAUUGAAGGUACCCAUUCUAAGACAUUAGUGCCACUGUGCCUCCCCUCCUGGACUUCCUGUGCUAGGUGGAAGGGACAGCCCUUGUUCUUGUGGCGUCCCUGCCACCCUCCUCACUACUCACUGGUGCAUGUUAAUAA